AUGGACGAGAGUAAGGACAUAGUUAAAUUUACGCUGGUACACCACGUGCUCCACAAGGCCAACGAAGAAGGUGCUAAGGAUUUGAGUCGUGUCUCUGAAGAAAUAGAGGCAUGUGCAUGGUUUUCGUCUGAAUGCCUAUGCGAAAAGCACUCUCUCUCGUACGCAAACUAUUUGCGCUGCUUGCCGUCUCUGCAGGAGCCUAUCGCAAGGCACAAAAUAGUGUUCCAUGAUGGAGCUCAAAAUGCCUAG
Molecule: messenger RNA, 249 nt
Organism: Plasmopara halstedii
Lineage: Eukaryota; Oomycota; Peronosporomycetes; Peronosporales; Peronosporaceae
Exons: 4
Coding region: 1-249 (82 amino acids)
Source: RefSeq, a predicted model, not a curated record